GGAAGAGUUCUCACCAUCCUUUUUUCUCUCUUUCUAGAAUUGCUCUACCCUCGUCUUCAAUAAUUUCCUUACGCUUGGACAAUCGAUAUGGCGCCCAUGAUGGAUUCGGCUGCAAGUGAUACCUCUGAGGAGAGAAGUCCUAUCUCGACGAACCCUUCUACGCCUCCAACUACGAGCUCGGUAGAUCUACCGAAGCUUGCUCGUGAGUCAGUCACAGAGAUCUUGCCAGUCCCAAAGGCAAAGAAUAUAUGUUGCGUUGGAGCUGGUUAUGUUGGUACUUCUCUCCACAGGUGGCCCAACAGCAGCUGUUAUUGCGUUCCACAACCCAAAUAUUCGAGUCACAGUCGUUGACAAAGAUGCUGGACGUAUCCGGAGAUGGAACUCACAACAUCCUCCCAUCCACGAGCCCGGUCUCAGCGAGAUCGUGCGAGUGGCUCGUGAUGGCACCAACGCCACCACCGUCAACGUCGAAGGAGACUUCACAGUUGAGAUGCCUGCUCGCAAGCAAAAUCUGUUCUUCUCUACAGAUGUUGCCAAGUGUGUCUCGGAAGCUGAUAUCGUCUUCCUGAGCGUCAACACCCCUACCAAGAUGACUGGUAUCGGUGCUGGUGCAGCUACAAAUAUGGUUGCUCUUGAGGGUGCAACUCGAGAUAUUGCUAUUGCUGCUAAGCCUGGUGCUAUCAUUGUUGAGAAGAGCACUGUUCCUUGCAGGACUGCUCAGAUUGUCCGCGAUACUCUCGAAGUCCACAGACCAGGUGUCCCAUUCGAGAUCCUUUCAAAUCCCGAAUUCUUAGCUGAAGGCACUGCCAUCAAGGAUCUGCUCAACCCAGAUCGUAUCCUGAUCGGCAGCUCUCGCACCAAAGCUGGUCUCGCCGCCGCAGCAACUCUCGAGGAAGUAUACUCCGCGUGGGUCGACCGCUCCAGAAUCGUAAUCGUCAACCUCUGGUCAUCCGAGCUCUCCAAACUCGUCGCCAACGCCAUGCUCGCGCAACGCAUCAGCAGCAUCAACACCGUCAGCGCCAUCUGUGAGAAGACCGGCGCCGACGUCGACGAGAUUGCGAAAGCCAUUGGCCGGGACGCUCGUCUUGGGUCAAAAUUCCUCAAAGCCGGUCUCGGGUUCGGCGGCUCUUGCUUUAAGAAAGAUAUCCUGUCUCUCGUCUACCUUGCCCAGACUCUCAAUCUCGAGGAAGUGGCCGAUUACUGGAUGCAGGUGAUCACUAUCAAUGAAUUCCAGCGCAACAGAUUCGUCAAGCGUGUUGUCUCCAAUCUGCAUGGAACACUUAUUGGACGCAAGAUUAGUAUUCUGGGGUAUGCGUUUAAGAAGGAUACUAGUGAUACCAGAGAGAGUCCUGCUGUUGAAGUGGUGAAGUCUUUACUUGCUGAUAAUCCGGCUGAGAUUGCUAUCUUUGAUCCUAGAUGUAAUCCUGAAGAUGUGAAGGAUGAGAUCAAGAGACUCUUCGCUACCACUGGAUUGAAGCUCUUGAAGCCUGAUGGGCCGAUCGAAGUAUAUAAGGACUCUUACGAAGCCUGCCACGACGCAAGCGCAGUCCUCAUCUUAACGGAAUGGGAUCAAUUCCGCUACCCACCCCUCAAAGAAAAAGAAUCCGCCUUCCACAAAGAGGAGUCUAUCGCAGCAGCAGCAGUCACGAAACCAACACUAGGCCGCACCCCCUCCGAACUCGACAUCCUGAACAUGAUGACCACAUCCCGACACACCAAACCGUCCUCUCCCUCGCCGACCCCCAACGCAACCGAGCUCGCACCACCGCUGUCUACGGAUCCGCUGAAUCGCUAUCUGCCGGAACCGGAGUGUCCAGCGGGAUGCAGGGAUUGCGAGAGGGGACAGGUCGAGGAGGUGAUUGCGAAUGAGAAUAUCGAGUGGGAGAGGAUUAGCUAUGGGAUGCGGAAGCCGAAGUGGGUUUUUGAUGGGAGGGGGCUGGUGGAUGUUGUGGGGAUGGAGAAGUUGGGAUUUAGGGUUGAGGGGAUUGGGAAGGCGGCUGGUGGGAGUAGGAGUCGGUUGCAUGGUGAGUGUUUUUCUAUCAUUGUUCGUGCAGAGUCGUUGCUAACUUGAUGAAUAGGGUUUGAUGCUGAUAGGUAAUUGACGAGUGUUGGUCAUCGAGAGACAGUAAUGGGUUGAUAGAUUGGGUUGUCGUUGUGGAGUCUUGGUGGUCC
Molecule: messenger RNA, 2172 nt
Organism: Mollisia scopiformis
Lineage: Eukaryota; Fungi; Ascomycota; Leotiomycetes; Helotiales; Mollisiaceae
Product: nucleotide sugar dehydrogenase
Exons: 4
Coding region: 269-2071 (600 amino acids)
Biological process (GO): glycosaminoglycan biosynthetic process; polysaccharide biosynthetic process
Cellular component (GO): nucleus; cytosol
Molecular function (GO): NAD binding; UDP-glucose 6-dehydrogenase activity
Source: RefSeq, a predicted model, not a curated record